AUGGGGGGGUUGAAGUACCGCAACCGCGUCCCGCGGCCCGCAGACGAUAUUACGCCUGAGGAGCAAGAGCAAUCUCGCAAUGCUAAUAUAGAGCCUAUUCUAGCGGCACUGAUUACGACGGGUCGGGCUUUUGACAGCUUUACGCAUGCGCAAGAGUCCAAAACGUUUACACCAGUGCCGUGGGCUGACUCAGACCCGAUAAUUCGGGAUCUCCGCGUCCAGUUUCGAGAGGCGUUUGAAUAUCACCUGUGGCUUGCACGACAGUCUUGGAGCCCCCGGGAUCCGACAGAUACCGACAACGACGGCUGGGAGAGCGAAGUUGAUUCUGGGCCAAACUCCGACAGCGGGGAACACCUUGGAAGCGCGGAUGAUUCCGGGUCCGACACCGACAGCUGGCACGUCACAAGCGUCUCCGAUUUCAAUUCAAGCAGCCGCAGCGAAGACGAAGACAACGAUUAUAUCCAUGUCCCUGAACCUAAUCGCAACGACGACAGCGACCAUGGUCUUCAUGUUGAAUUCGGCGAAAGCGAAGACGAUGCGGAUUCCACGUCUCUUAACAGAGGGCACGAGGAGAGAACGACCUUGGUAGCGGAGACGUUUGCGCGUCUUGACCAAUACAUCGGUGCACAUGGGUGGAGCAGCACGCCAAAGUCAUACGUCCCUGCCAGCGAGCCACGUGGGAUAUUGUUCAAUCUAAUUGCGGCGACCAUGUUCAAAUCACCCGAAGAGUUCGCUGAAAACUUCACCUAUGACUACAUGAGAAAAUUGGGCAUAGAGUUUGAGCCUAAGUGGAACGGUCAUAAUGGCAUGCCUGCAACAUAUGCUCUAUUCCCUUUCAGCGGAUAUUGGUUCCUCGCGUAUACGAGUCCCCGGAACGACAACCCUUAUUAUGCUAGAAAGCAGCGAGAACUCCGAGACGCAAACGUAGGUCGACGGCGAUUCGCUAGAAUGAUGGAAAGGGCAAAUAAGGAACUCCAACAACAAGAACUACGAUUCGUGAUCAAGUACCUCCACAACAAACAGACAGAAAUAUGGAGGAGGUACCGGAAGCGGAUCGAGGAGCCCGAGGUCAUCGACAAAGUUCUCACAAAAGCACAGAGAAUAUGCCGGAAGCGAAUCGUUUCGCAGCGCAAGAGCCGCAAAAACGAUGUCCUAAGGCACCCAAAGGUGUAUUGCUUUGCCUUUAACCCUUCUAUGAAAAGGGUGCCUUGUUGCUGGCGUUGCCGGGCGCUGCAUAAUUUCAGAGAGUACGACGGCUGGGGCGAGUUUAAGGUGCUGUCAUUUGGUUGGGACCGUCAAGGAAAAUAUCCCUGCGGUUGUGCCGAGUCCCUUGCAACACUUAUAACCCUAUACCUACGUCCCCAAGCGAACGGAGUGCGACGGGGCACCUGGCACAAGCGGCGAGGCGUCUUGCACAUGCGGCGGUGA
Messenger RNA from Trematosphaeria pertusa, 1428 nucleotides. RefSeq lists its product as uncharacterized. The coding region runs from base 1 to 1428 and encodes 475 amino acids. The transcript has 2 exons. The record is from RefSeq and is a predicted model, not a curated record. NCBI's taxonomy places the organism in Eukaryota, Fungi, Ascomycota, Dothideomycetes, Pleosporales, Trematosphaeriaceae.